UGUGGCGGCUCGUUCGUAAUUGUAGCCGCGCCUCCGGUCCGGGUCAGAGUGGCUUGAGAGGCUGGGGGACAGCCGAGCGGUGAUUCGUGGGCGAAAGGAGCGGAGGAGCUGGUGUGUUGCCUGCCCGGCACCCAGGAGGGCGGGCGGUGCGCGGACAGACCCUCGCGCGGUGGCGGACUCCAGCUGGCGUCCGCCCGGGUCGGCGCGGCCCGCGGGCGGCAGGCGGUUUGGGCCGUGGGCGGCUGCUGCGGAGGAGCGCGCAGCGCGGGUGCCUCGGUCCGCGGGGGCCCGCCUCCGCGCGUGCCGUCCUGUAACCCUCGCCGCGGGGCGUCCGUGGAUUUGAAGAAGGCGCGUUGGGCGGGCUGGUGUUGGAAAUUAUUAGCUCUUCUAGCUUUUACGUUAUUUAAAUACAGUAGUAUCAUUGGACUAAAAUGUUCCUGAUGCCAACCUCUUCAGAGUUAAAUAGUGGGCAGAACUUCUUGACUCAGUGGAUGACCAAUCCUUCUCGGGCUGGGGUCAUAUUAAAUCGUGGAUUUUCUAUUUUGGAAGCAGACGAAGAGAAUCGAGCAAAUGUGAACAUUUCUACCAGCUUUCCGGUUAAAGCCACGCGUUUUUCAAAUAGUUUCAGUUUUAUAAGUGAAGAAGAUUCACUUCGUGAAGAACAGAGAUUGGAGUGUAACAGCCCUUACAAACUACAACCUGAUAAAUCUGAAGCACUUACAGUCUUUCCUUUAACUAAAGAGGAACUUCCAAUAGCGGCAUGUCAGGAUGCUCCUGGACACUGGGGAGAUCACAAAAAUGACGCUAUGUCAGAUCUUGCGAGUGAAUUCAAAGAAGUGGCUUACAAAGACCCGCUUUUCAAAAAGCUUGAGCAGCUGAAAGAAGUACAACAGAAGAAGCAGGAACAACUGAAGAGGCAACAGUUAGAGCAGCUACAAAGACUCAUGGAAGAACAAGAGAGGCUGCUUACCGCGGUGUCUGGGCAGCAUACACUCCCAGGUCUAACUCUACUUCCUGAUGAUAAGAGCCAGAAGUACAGAUCUCCAGGAAAUGCAACCACUGUGGAGAAAACCGCACCCUUCUUAUCCUCAUGUAUCUACCAGAAUCAAACCCAAGAAAAAAUGCACACUUCCAACGUUUUAGCCAAUGAACAAAACUUCUGUAGGACUACUCAUCAAGAUUUUAUCUUAACUUCAAAAAGUGGUGCUUCUCCCAAUUUGUUUUAUGAGGCACAGUAUCAAGAAGCGCUUGUGAAAAAAAAUGAUUUGAAGGAAGAAAACCAAAACCAUCCUAUAGGAGAAGGUAUUUUACCAUGUUGGGAGAAAAUGACGGAACAGAUUCAGGAAGGGAAUGAUACAAAUGUAAAAAACAUUGGUGACUCCUCAGAAGUGGUGAAUAUUGAAGAAAGGCCUAUUAAAGCUGCUAUUGGAGAAAAGAAACAGACAUUUGAAGACUACUUAGAAGAACAAAUUCGGUUGGAAGAACAAGCACUAAAACAAAAACAGCUAAGGGAAACAGAAGGAUCAUUGUUAAUCAAAGCAAAACCAAAACAACCGUUCUUAAAACGAGGAGAAGGUUUAGCUAGAUUUACUAAAGCUAAAUCUAAGUUGCAGAAAGGGAGAGAAGGUGAACUAGUGACUAAUCAGAGCAUUUCAGAGGACCAAGCUGUGUUUAAAGUAGACAGACAGCAAUUCCAGCGGAAAACUGCUUUUAUAAGUAAAGAACCGUGUACAGAGAACCUUCCUGCUAGAAAAAACAGUAAAGCUGGAACGAAAAGUGGUUCUGUCACACUCAGUCAAAAGCCGAAAGUGCUUAAGAGUAAUAAUAGGAAAAGUCUGUCUCCGUCAGGAUGGAAAAUACCAGCAGGGAAGAAAGGUGAUGGGCAAUUUAGAGACCAGAUCAAAUUGAGAAGAAAAGUGGAAUCUAAUAAUAAAGAAAAUGUACCUGAGUCUACAAAACCUUUUGAUAGUGGUUGCAAAGUCUGGAAUAGCACACAAGGUAAAGACAAACUCCCCCUUUCGACUGGGCUGGCCAGCUGCAUGGCUUUUAAGAGCCUGAAAGGUGAGACCUUGAAAGAGUCAGAAUCUUCUCUUGACGUUUCUCUUCAGAAAAAGUUAGAGAACUGGGAACGAGAAAAGGAAAAGGAAAACUUGGAAUUAGAUGAAUUUUUGUUUUUGGAACAAGCUGCUGAUGAAAUAUCAUUUUCCAGUAAUUCCUCUUUUGUGCUGAAGAUCUUAGAGAGGGACCAACAGAUCUGUAAAGGUCACCGGCUGUCUUCUACCCCUGUCAAAGCUGCACAGCAGGAGAAGACGACAGCAUCGGAUCGCAGUAGUCUCCAUAACCAAAAUGAGGAUCCAGACCUUCCUGAACAUGAAUGUAAGGGUGACUGUGAAGUCGCAACCAAGCAGCUUGAUUCAGUGGCCUCACCCGAUGGAUUGAAGGAACAGUCAUGUAAAGUCACUAGGAAAGCAUUCCAAAUGAGCACUUCUGAAAGGCAAACUAGGUGGAAGGCAAGUGAUGAUGAAGGUGUUAUGAGCAGUGACAGUAGCACUAACUCUGAGGAACAACUUGAUGUUACCGUAAAACUAUCAAUGGAGGAUAAAGAAAGGUGCUUCCGCAGCAGAGAGGAUAGUCCACAAGUCUGUGAUGGUAAGGGACCUUUUAGGGACACUGGGACUCAAGAAGAAGAUAAAAGGAGAGAUGUUGAUUUAGAUUUGUCUGAUAAAGAUUAUAGUAGUGAUGAGUCUGUCAUAAUAGAAAGCUUGAAAAAUAAAGUUUCCGAGUCCUCAAGAAGACCCUCAUCAAUAAAUAUGAGUAAAAUUGACUUUGAUGAUGAAAGAACAUGGACCGACCUCGAAGAGAAUUCAUUUAAACAUGAUGGUAUUCUUGGGAAUGAAGCCGUUUAUGGGACUCCCCAGAUAACCUACCCUAAAAAGAGUGAAAUAGGUGUAUUGGACAAAACAAUAAAAAGGAAAGUUGCCCCCGUCAAGAAUGGAGAAGACUUGAGCAGUUCCAGCAGGGGCACAAGUCCUCCUCUUGCAUCGGAUCUGAUGAUGAAAUUCUUCCCUUCUUUGAAACCUAAACCAAAAUCUGGUUCACUCUUGGGAAAUGAACCGAAGUUAUACGUAAGUCAAGACCAGCCACCUGUUGACAGUGCUCGAUCUCAAGUUUUGAGAGAGAAAGUUAUUGAAUUGGAAAUGGAAAUAGAAAAAUUUAAAGCUGAGAACACAUCUUUAGCUAAACUUCGCAUUGAACGAGAAAGAGCCUUGGAAAAACUCAGGAAAGAAAUUGCAGACUUUGAACAACAGAAAGCAAAAGAAUUAGCUCGAAUAGAAGAGUUUAAAAAAGAGGAAAUGAGGAAGCUACAAAAAGAACGCAAAGUUUUUGAAAAGUAUGCUACAGUUGCAAGAACUUUUCCAGAUAAAAAGGAACGUGAAGAAAUACAGGCUUUGAAACAGCAGAUAGCAGAUUUACAGGAAGAUUUGAAAAGAAAGGAAGCAAAAUGGUCAAGCACACAUGGUCGUCUUAGAAGCCAGAUAGAAGUUUUGGUCAAAGAGAACACAGACCUCCGGGAAGAAAUAAAAGUGAUGGAAAGAUUCCGACUAGAUGCCUGGAAGAAAGCAGAAGCUACCGAGAGCAGCACCAAGACGGGGCAGUGUGUGACUGCUGCGAAAAAAGAUGGGUCCAUGAAUUCAUCAGUCCAAUUUCAAAAGAGUCAGAUUUCUUCAGGAACCCAGGUAGAAAAAUAUAAGAAAAGCUAUUUAUCAACACAAGGCAAUCCAUCUCGAAGAUCCAAGUCCGUGCCUCCUUGUGAUUUAGGCAGUUCGGAUAAGGGACAGACUGCCUCACCCAGGGAGCUCCCUGAACCAGCGGACUUCCCAGAUCCCGACUAUAAAGAGGAGGAUGAAAAAGAGGAGAAAGAGGAAAUUCAGGGAGAAAUCAGUCAUCCUGAUGGAAAGACUGUUGAUGGGGCUUGAAGACCUGCGGUACUUUGGGCGUGACCUCGGCUUAAACCUUCGGAUUCCUCUGAAAAGACAGUGUGCAUUUAGUUGCCAUUUCUACUUCAGAGAUGCAGCUGGAGAAGGGAUACAGUCCCUUUGUUUAAACUCUUUGUUCUUCCAGACAAAGCUAAAAAGCCUUUGUAAUCCUUUACUUUUAAAAAUACUUUCAAAAUACUUUUUAAAAGCCUCAGUUCUAGGCCUGCUGUUUCCUGCGGCCUUUCUUAAAUAGAGCCUGGGUCACGUGUCUCUCUCUCCAUCUCUAGCCUGCACAAGUUUAUUCUUGGGCAUCAGCAAGGUUUGGAGUGGGAAGACUGCCUGGCUGGGUAUUCCAGCUCCGAGGAGGAAUGAAAAAGGAAGGGACAUAAACAGGGUUUGUUACUGGGGAGGUGAUGAGGGAAUGUUUUCUCAGGUUUAUAAAACAUUUACUUUUCCAAAUACCCUCAUCGAAUCCAUUUUAAUUGAAAUUUUAAGGCCAGAGUUUACUGCUAGUCUUGAGGAAUGAGGGAAGGACAAAGAACAAGUGAGAGGAAGUAGUUCGACUUCCUGUACGAACUCUACUCUAGGGUAACAAAUUGUCGAUGUGGCAGGGUUUCCUGUGAUAGGAGAAUUCCAGCUAAUAAAUGGAAAAGGAAUGAGAAGGAGACCCAUCAGUUUGCAACCUCUAAUGAGGUAAAGGAUCUAGGCAGCAGUCACCACUGACUCCUGACACCGCAGAUGAAAGGUGGACGGGGUCUCAAGGCAGGUCUGUGACCCAUCAGGCCUGGGGUCGGGGAGACAACUGCAUACCGUGCUUCUGAACCUGUUGCCACAGCAGCUCACAGCAGCACCUAGAAAGUAUUCUUAUCAGAAUAAUUCCACUGGAGGUUAAUCAAGCCUCUAGGUCUAACUACUAGCUUUUUCAAGGAGGUACAGGGGAUGUAAGAACAUGUUAAAUGACAUGAUAAUGGGAAAGCAGUCAAAUCCAGAAUGUGAGCAAUGUUCAGGGACCCAGUUCCUUCAACAAGUAAUUGGCAUUGAAGAGGAGGAAAGGACGAGACUGUUAAAAUUGAGAUUUAAGAAACACAUCAACCCAGUGUUGUGAGGAUCUUGUUUUGAUCCUGAUUGAAAUAAACUGUAAAAAGCCUUUUUUGUGAAUUUAGGGAAAACAAUACGGAUGGUUAUGAUAUGAUGAAGGAAUUAUAGUUUGUUAGGGCUGAUCUUGAUUUGGUUACAUUAAAAAUCCUUCCAUUAGAGAUAUCUACUGCAGUGUUUACAGAUGUCUGCCGUUUGUUUUAAAAAAACCUCCACCAAAGAAGGAGUUUAGGGGUAAUAGGUGACAUAAGAAUGGUGAUGUGGUGAUACUUAAAAUUGAUUGUUGUGAGUUUAUUAACUUGCUCUCCUUUUGGGAGAAUUUUUUUUUUUUUUGAGGAAGAUUAGCCCUGAGCUAACAUCUGCCAAUCCUCCUCUUUUUUUUGCUGAGGAAGACUGGCCCUGA
Molecule: messenger RNA, 5475 nt
Organism: Equus quagga
Lineage: Eukaryota; Metazoa; Chordata; Mammalia; Perissodactyla; Equidae
Gene: CPAP
Product: centromere protein J
Exons: 14
Coding region: 432-3977 (1181 amino acids)
Biological process (GO): centriole elongation; cilium assembly
Cellular component (GO): centriole; nucleus; centrosome
Molecular function (GO): tubulin binding
Source: RefSeq, a predicted model, not a curated record